AUGAUGAAGCGCAUAUUGAUCGUUAUUCUUUGGAAUAUAUUCAUCGUUUCAGGCUCGGACAUAUCGCAGCCGACCUACAACCUUUACAAUACCGACACGAUGACAAAUGACGUUGACCACGUUUGUUUCUAUUUGCCAAUCAUUAAUAAUCUCGAUAUCCAUGAAAGAUCGGCAAUAAGUCAGCAGAAUGUGGAAUACUGUAUUCGAACAAAUGAGGAAGGUGUGAGUGAUGUCAAUGAAAACGCUAUAUCAUCUAUAUUACCUUUCGAUGAAUUAAAAAAGAGAAAUAUUACUUCUGAAAAUCUCUUGAAAUGGUCGGCUCCUAUUGAUACUGUCGAACAUUACGAACAUUAUUUACAAACGAACAGAUCCACAUUAUUUAUUCAAUUUUAUAAUUGUACUCUGCCAUGGUUUGGACCGUUUUGUCAGUAUAGAAUGAUUUCAUAUCGACCGUUUUCUCAUUUCGUUCAAAUGAGACUUACCGAUAAACAAGUAUGGUACAAGAGUACGAAAAUAGCCUGUUACAUGCAUAUUCAGUGCAAUACUAAUCCAGCUUUACUUUGUCUUGACUGGCGUGAGGUAUGCGAUGGAAAGAUUGAUUGUUUAAACGGUGGCGAGGACGAAAAAGAUUGCUUUGAACUUGAAAUCAAUCGCUGCGAGGAACACGAAUAUCAAUGUCGGAAUGGGAUGUGCAUUGACAAAGAGUUUCUGCUCGACGGAUAUGUCGACAUGAAUAACAUGGAAUGUUUGGAUGGCUCAGAUGAAACCGGACAUCGUCCGCUGACUUCCUGCUCAAGAGAUUCGUCUUUUUCAUGCGAAGAUAUCUUCUCUCCUCGCUUGACAGACUUUAAUUGUGGAGAUGGAACAUUUCUCAGUGUACUCAUAUCACAAAAUCACAUCAAUUGUGCAAAUGAACGAAAUCGAGCACUUAAUUACUUAUCUGAUUGGCACAAUCCGGGAAGUUCACAUUAUCCGCGUUGUUUCAAAACUCUCAUGUGUGCAUCAGGUUUGACAUUAUUACACAAUUUCGAUCUGUAUUGCAAGAAUUUAUGUAAUAGCAGCGGAGAAUGUAAACUUCAUACUCUCCAACAUUGCCCAUCUGCAUUUCUCGCACCUGACUUUCCGAUAUGGCACGGGCAUGUUAAAUACGGCUAUUUUUCGAAUCAGACUAUUGAAAAUAUAGGAAAUAUACCGCACUUUGUAUGCUAUGACGAGACUCUCUGUCCACACAUCGCUUCAACAUUCAUGCUGGAAAAUUCUACGUGCUUACAUGUCAACCAGUCAGAUCCAAAAGCGAUUGAUACUGUGUAUAGCAUAUUUCGCUCAUGCGAUAACACCUUUCAAACCGGAAAUGAGGUUAACUGUACGGAUUCAACAAUGGUGCGUUGUGUGAACACAAAUCGAUGUAUACCGAAGCGUCGAAUUAUGGACGGUGUUGUAGAUUGCUAUCAUGCUUUUGAUGAAUCACUUUCGAUUGAUUCGUGUGCAUUAAAUGAUCAAUAUCGUUUUCAAUGCACAUCUGAACAGAAAUGUUUAGCGCCGAUUUUGGUCGAUGAUAAAAAAAUACAUUGUAAUAACAGAGAAGAUGAAACUAACCUAAUGGGAGUUGCUAGAGACAUUCAUACACUACCGUUUAUUGCCUUUUGCGAUGGGAAAAAUGACCUUUUAUCGGUGAAUAACGAAACGGAAGAAACUCACUGUGAAGCAUGGCCAUGUGCAAAUGCAUAUACACGCUGCGAUCAUUAUUGGGAUUGCCCAAAUGGUAUUGAUGAAGUUAAUUGUUCAACAGUUUUUUCAUGUCCUGCAAACCAUCAUCCUUGUUGGUUACCGCAGACUCAUAAGAUGGGUUGUUUGCAUAUCGAUCGUGUCGAAGAUGGAAUUAUGGAUUGUCUUGGAGCAACAGACGAACCAUCCUAUUGUAAAGCAUUCGAUGUAGGAAACAAGUUUCUACACUACCGUUGUUGGAAUGAUACUAAGUGUGUAUCAGUGGCAACUGUUUGUCUAUAUUGUCAUGACAUCAAUGAUGUUAACCUAUUAUGUAACAAAUCUAAUCCCGUUGGCGUAGCUUUCAUUCGCUACUUUGCUGAUCGGGAUUUUGCUGGUGCUACUCUAAUGUCAAAAGCAAAAUUUUCUCAUAAGUCAUCGUCUGUGUACCCUUCGAUUCAAUCACCGUCAACAGUUCAUAAACAAAUAUCCAGUAACAUGAUAAAAACGGAGAAAACAUCUCACAUUCAACUGCUUGACGACUCCAGAUUGUGGUUAUGCAACAAAGGUCUCGUAAUUCUCGUUGGUAAGAAAGAAACCGAACAAUGUCUCUGUCCAGAAACUUACUAUGGUGAUCAUUGCCAGUACCAAAAUCAACGCGUUAGUCUUACUCUUCGAUUACAUCAAGAAAAAUUAUUCAAAUUCACUGUGAUUGGCAUUAUUAUCAGACUUGUGGAUACAACAGGUUUUAUUCAAUCCUAUGAACAAAUUACCUACGUUCCAGUGACUAAUUGCAAUGCUAAAUACAAUAUGCAUCUUCUUUAUCACCAUCGGCCGAAAAACACAACGGAAAACUAUACAAUUUAUAUUGAUGCUUAUGAUAAAGUAGAUCUUCUCUAUCUCACGAGUUGGAUCUAUCCAGUGAAAUUAAAAUUUAUGCCUGUCAAUCGUAUGAGUGUUCAAUUGAUUAUACCUGCAAAGCAAGACUGUCGGUUGGUAUGUAGUGAGAAAUACUUCGAACUAUUAAGAAACGACCAUCGCCAAUCCUGUCGGUGUGUAAGUCGAAUACAAGCAACUGUCGACAAGUGCAACUGUUCUUCUCAAUCGAUAUGUGUUGGUAUGAAAGAAAACCGAUCUAUCUGUCUUUGCCCUCUGCACAAAACAGGACCACGCUGUUAUUUGAGUUCCAUCUGUGAAACCAACAAUUCAUGUGUAAAUAAAGGCAUUUGUGUACCUCAUGAUUCGCGACAUUCUCCGACAAAUUAUACUUGCGUAUGUCCCGAUGGAUUCUUUGGUAAAUACUGCGAACAAACGGACGUGAAAAUCAAUGUUUCAAUUUCGGGUAUUGAAACUCCGCAGUCGACACUAAUUCAUUUCAUCGAUGUUGCUCAGAGUGCGUCAACAAGAAUCAAACGCGAUGUAACUCAAACAACAAUAUUCAAGAGGAUCGGAAUUAAUGAAAAUGUUUUAAUUUUAAACAUGUCGUUAUCAUUUCAUCUUCUGUUUGUUCAGUUCGAGCAUUCUUAUUAUCUUGCGGUUCUUCAGCAUGAUUACGUACCAUCAGUUGUUAUUUUAUCCGAGAUCUCUCCGUCAAGACGUUGUCCGGUUGUCCACGAAUUGCUGGACUCAUCUAUUCUAGCUUAUUCAGUUCUACGUCGUGUGAACCGCUAUCAUUCAAUAUGCAAACAGUAUGCUGAACUUGAUUGUUUUCAUGAUAAUUACACGUUUAUGUGCUUAUGUACAAAUGGGCGAGAUGCGAACUGUUUUCAUUUCAACUACAACACAACUCAUAAAUGUUCAGGACAUAGUAAUUGUGAAAAUGGCGCACGUUGUUUUCAAGAUCAUCCACAUUGUCCAACGAAAACCAUGUGUGUCUGCCAGGAGUGCUUUUAUGGUGAUAAAUGUCAAUUCACAAGCCAUCAUUUCGGUCUUUCACUCGAUUCGAUUUUAGGUUAUCAUAUUUAUCCGCAUCUCACAUUCGCUGAGCAAUCUUUACCCGUAAAAAUUAGUAUAAUUUUAUCGACGAUAAUCGUUGUAAUUGGUCUCAUUGGUGGUAUUCUAUCAAAUCUAACAUUUCAAGUGAAGUUAACGCGACAGACGGGCUGUGGUAUGUAUCUGUUUGCGUCAUCGAUAACAUCGAUUAUGAUCGUUCUCUUGCUCUAUGUCAAAGUUUGGCUGCUUAUUAUUUCACAAAUGCAAAUUCUCACUUGGCGAUUGAUUCUUUUCUUCAACUGCACUCCGGUUGAGUUUGUGCUUCGACUGUUGUUGACUACAACAGAUUGGUAUCAUGUUUUCGUCACCAUUGAACGCUUUCUCGUAGUUUUUCUUGGCGUGCGUUUCGAUAAAUCCAAAAGUCGAGCAUUCGCUAAGGCACUCAUACUAAUCAGUCCUGUACUCAUCGCUGCAUCGAUUCUUCAUGAUCCGAUUCAUCGUCAUCUAAUUGAUGAUGUUGAAGAUCAACGAACAUGGUGCAUUGUUACAUUUGCAUUUCAAACGGAAACCUACAAUAGAUUUAUCAAUAUUUUCCACUUCAUCAUUCCGUUUUCGCUCAAUCUUAUUUUAACCAUUGGGAUUAUAUUUAUCACUGCCAGACAACGCUCGUCAGCAAAGAGACAAUUCACUUUUGAGCAACAUUUGAAAAGUCAAUUUUAUCGUCAUAAACAUCUGAUCGUUAGUUCGAUUCUAUUGGUUGUUUUCAUAUUACCACGUCUAGUAGUUUCCUUUCUUUCGAAUUGUAUGAAAUCAGCAAAAGACUACAAAUUAUUCUUAGUUAGUUAUUUUAUUUCAUUCUUUCCGCCUAUACUCCAUUUCUUCAUUUUUGUUCUAACAUCGGAAAUCUACAAAAAGCAAUUCAAUGCAAUGAUCCGACGGAAAUGGAAAAAAUACCGACGUUGUCUAUUUCUGCGACUAGCUUUAUCGAAAAGACAGAAAUGA
Molecule: messenger RNA, 4638 nt
Organism: Adineta ricciae
Lineage: Eukaryota; Metazoa; Rotifera; Eurotatoria; Adinetida; Adinetidae
Source: the annotation of a GenBank genome assembly